CUGUCUCCGCCUGCCCCGCUCCACAGUCGCCCGCUCAGACCCGCACUCGCACCCCCCGACCAUGGCGUGCAAGGAGCAGAGCGUGAGCAUCGACCUGCAGCCCCGGGGCCUGCCUCCCCCCUAUCCCGGCACCCAGCAGGGCUUCCCGGCCGAGCAGCCGCGCGACUUCGUGCUCUGGUCCCUCUUCAACGUCCUGCUGUGCCAGAAGCUCGCCUGCCUGGGCUGCCUGGGCUUCCCCGCGCUUAUCUUCUCUAUCAAGGCCCGAGAUCGGAAAGUACUGGGGGACCUGGAAGGUGCUCGGAGCUAUGGCACCACCGCCAAGGUGUUAAACAUCAUCGGGUCACUGCUGGUGGUAGUUGCUAUUGCUGUGGUCCUUUUCUUUUGCUUUUGGAGACCUUAACAGCAUCCCUUUAAUGAAGUUCCGGGGACUGACACCAGCCAGGCAUUCAGAGAGGGGAUUGGAAGAUAACUCAAAUGGCGAGGAAAUGACCCACUGCUGGCUGUUCAUGCUGUGAUGGAAAUUCACAACAGGUCAUGAGUUCAAAAAUUGACUCAUUAAUAGCACCAUUGUAGCUUUGAUGCUAGUUAUGUGGUCACCCUCAUUUCAAAUCUGCGCGGGCCCCCACUUCUCUGCUCCAUGCACUGUGGCCAUGGAAUCGGCCACUACCUACUUGUUCCUCUUCCAGCCUGAUCCAGCUGUUUACCUUUUUUGGAUUUCUUGCACUGAAAAUCAUCCGCAUUCACUGCUGUUGUGACCCUCCCUCUCUGCAGCGCCCAACAUGGAGAGUAAUAGAUGAUGAGGUCAGAGGAGGCUCCAGUCUACCUCACUUUGUUCCUAGAGAUGGACCAGAACCACCCACUCUUUGGGGUAGUUUGGAUCCAGGCUUUGCCAUUGGCCCCCAUUUCUACAAUGGGCCAAAUCAAAACAUGGGUUCAAAAUCCCCCUCCCACCCCCCCACCCCACCCCCGCUUCCCAUGCUUUGGGACAUUUAGAUCUGGAUUCGAACUUUGUGCCUUGGCCCAGUUUUAUCUGUCUGUAUCAACCCAGCAAUAAUGUUCGCCCGGGGCAGUAUUUACAGCAGUAAAGCCAUCUGCAGAGACUCCGGCCUGCUCUUUUCACUGCAGCGACCUGCCCUGCGGGGAAGAGAGAAGUGUAAAGGGGACAAAAUGUUUAACUUGAUCUGUGUGAUGGGGUAACGCACUGUGCAACACAGAGCUAAUGUGGGACCAGUUGGCCCCGCCCCACCUCUGAGGGAUGUCAGAAUGGGGGGUGCUUAAAUGGGAGAAACCCAGCUGAGUUGGUUGCAGAGUGGGGAGGGGAGCAGUGUGCAGCUCCUGCAGGGAGGGGGGGCUGAAGGCAGGAGCUUUUUGUACAACUGCUGCCCAACAGCUCCUCCUGGAAGGAAGGGUGGGCUGGCCCUGCGCGAUGUGGAUUCACCAUGAGAGGGAACUAUUUCUCUCGGUUUUCUUGUGAACUCCUCAGUUUAGGGCCCCAGCCCGGUGAGCACCUUCUAAAGAACAAGAGCCUUAACCCAGCUUGGGGAUGCUUCAUUUGUAUUAAUUCCCCUUUUGUUCUGGUCACUGACGCCCGCAGCCAGGUGCUCUAGCCAGGGCCCAGCUGGACGGCUGAGCCUUUUAGGACUAGAACCGGAGUGGGAAAACUACCCGGGCAUCGCAGAGCAGGGGCCUGGGUGAGUGCAGAGGUCCUGCCUAGAGCCUAGGGGGUGCCUGGGAAAGGCACUCGGGUGUUAAUCUGAUUAAAAAUAAAAGGCCUUAUGGUGGUUGGCAGCAGCACAUUCUGUCCCCACACACUCAGUUCCCUCCACAC
Molecule: messenger RNA, 1828 nt
Organism: Terrapene triunguis (Three-toed box turtle)
Lineage: Eukaryota; Metazoa; Chordata; Testudines; Emydidae
Product: dispanin subfamily A member 2b-like
Exons: 2
Coding region: 62-400 (112 amino acids)
Biological process (GO): type I interferon-mediated signaling pathway; response to interferon-beta; negative regulation of viral genome replication
Cellular component (GO): plasma membrane
Source: RefSeq, a predicted model, not a curated record